Capsella rubella is the source of this 1908-nucleotide messenger RNA. RefSeq names its product calnexin homolog 1. Gene Ontology annotation, cellular component: endoplasmic reticulum membrane; endoplasmic reticulum. Gene Ontology annotation, biological process: protein folding. NCBI's taxonomy places the organism in Eukaryota, Viridiplantae, Streptophyta, Magnoliopsida, Brassicales, Brassicaceae. The record is from RefSeq and is a predicted model, not a curated record. The transcript has 6 exons. Bases 84 to 1676 code for a protein of 530 amino acids. Gene Ontology annotation, molecular function: calcium ion binding.
UCUUUCUCCGAUCUACUUCUCCGGUUUCUCACCGAUUUAGAUCUUAUCUUGAGGUUUCCUCUUACCUUCAAAGGAUUCCGAGAAUGAGAGAACGGCAACUAUUCUCCGUCUUUCUGCUUCUCUUAGCUUUCGUUUCGUUCCAGAAGCUUUGCUACUGUGACGAUCAAACGGUUCUAUAUGAAUCGUUUGAUGAACCGUUUGAUGGUCGCUGGAUCGUUUCGAAGAAUGGUGAAUACGAAGGUGUAUGGAAGCAUGCAAAGAGCGAGGGACAUGAUGAUUAUGGACUUCUCGUGAGCGAGAAGGCUAGGAAAUAUGGAAUUGUGAAAGAGCUUGACGAGCCUCUAAACCUCAAGGAAGGAACUGUUGUUCUUCAGUACGAGGUUCGUUUCCAGGAAGGACUUGAGUGUGGUGGUGCUUACUUGAAAUACCUCCGCCCUCAGGAAGCUGGAUGGACACCACAGGGAUUCGAUAGUGAAUCCCCUUACUCCAUUAUGUUUGGUCCCGACAAGUGUGGAGCCACAAACAAAGUGCAUUUCAUCUUGAAGCACAAGAAUCCCAAGAGUGGCGAGUACGUUGAGCACCAUCUGAAGUUCCCUCCUUCUGUUCCUUAUGACAAGCUUUCCCAUGUCUACACCGCCAUCUUAAAACCCGACAACGAGGUUAGAAUUUUGGUUGAUGGAGAAGAAAAGAAAAAGGCCAAUUUACUCUCUGGUGAAGACUUUGAGCCUGCAUUGAUCCCUGCCAAGACUAUCCCUGACCCUGAAGACAAGAAACCAGAAGACUGGGACGAGAGAGCCAAGAUCCCUGAUCCAAAUGCCGUGAAGCCUGAUGACUGGGACGAAGAUGCACCUAUGGAGAUUGAAGAUGAGGAAGCUGAGAAACCUGAAGGAUGGUUAGAUGAUGAGCCUGAGGAGGUUGAUGACCCUGAGGCGACCAAGCCUGAAGAUUGGGAUGAUGAGGAAGAUGGUAUGUGGGAGGCUCCUAAGAUUGACAACCCCAAGUGUGAAGCAGCACCUGGUUGUGGUGAAUGGAAGAGACCAAUGAAGAGGAAUCCUGCUUACAAGGGCAAAUGGAGUUCUCCUCUUAUCGAUAACCCUGCUUACAAGGGAAUCUGGAAGCCCAGAGAUAUUCCUAACCCUGACUACUUUGAGUUAGACAGACCAGAUUAUGAACCCAUUGCAGCCAUCGGUAUUGAGAUCUGGACAAUGCAAGACGGAAUCUUGUUUGACAACAUCUUGAUAGCGAAAGAUGAGAAGGUCGCUGAGACUUACAGACAGACCACAUGGAAACCCAAAUUCGAUGUUGAGAAAGAGAAACAAAAGGCAGAAGAAGAAGCUGCUGGCUCUGCAGAUGGUCUUAAGAGCUACCAGAAGAUUGUAUUUGACCUCUUGAACAAGGUUGCAGAUUUAUCUUUCCUAAGUGCCUACAAGUCUAAGAUCACAGAACUGAUUGAGAAAGCUGAGCAACAACCAAACUUAACCGUUGGUGUUCUCGUCUCCAUUGUGGUCGUAUUCUUUUCCCUAUUUGUCAAGCUUAUCUUUGGUGGCAAAAAGGCUGUGGCACCUUUGGAAAAGAAGAAACCAGAAGUAGCAGAGAGUUCAAAGAGUGAGGAUGAGGCAGAGAAGAAGGAAGAAACCGCCGCACCACGUAAAAGGCAACCGAGACGUGAUAAUUAGAACAAAGUUUAAGUAGUUUUCGAAGAUGUCAAAGGAAACUUUCAGAUAAUUUUUUUUUUGUUCUGUUUUUGGUUUUGGGUUGAAUGUUGUUUUCUGCUGUAGCCUAUAUAAUCGGAUUUUUUUGUCUUUUAGCGAAAAAAACAAAGAAAGGGGGAAGGGAGGUGAGGAAUAUGUAAGUGAGACAGUUUUCUUGAAUCUUGACAGCCAAAUUGUAGUUUCUGUUUCAUUUUUC